CGCGCUCUGCAGCGCUCCGCUUCGCAGAGCGAGAGCACCAGCGCCAGGUCGUUUCGUGCUGUUCCGUGCGCGUCGCGUGCCGUAUGCAGCGGCGCUCGCUCAGCUGUUGUCUCGCCGUGAAAUGACAGUCUCGCGUCGCGUCGGUGGUGCGCGAUGUGGAAAUCAAUUUCGUGAAGCUCGGCAGCGUGAAGCAGCGUGAAGCAGUGCUGGGUGAAGUGAGCCGCAGAGCAUCGCAACUACCGUGUUGCAAUCAAGAUCAAGACCCCCGCAUCGGAAAAAAUGAACGGGAGCUUGGGAAUAGCGCGCGGCUCGGAGCAACAUCCGCAACGGUUUGCGGAUUACUUCGUCAUAUGCGGCCUGGACAAGGACUCCGGCCUGGAACCGGACAAGUAUUUCGGUGAUUCAUUGCAGUGCACGCCUCUGGAUCGAGCAUACAAAAGCAAAGUAUUGGGACAUUAUCCAGACUCGGUACCAUGGAAUCCUUUCGACGAACAUGCUGUGUGCAUGCGGUUUGCGCUUUCGCACCCAAAAACAUUCGGUGGAGCCGAUCUUCCACUCCUUCGUCCUGACGAAAGAAGACGGUCAUAGAACGUACGGGUUCAGCCUCGUUUUCUACGAGGAGUGCCGCAAUCGCAAAAUAUGCGCCGCAAUGCAAACGUUACAAGCGAUGCACAUCACGGAACUCAGCAGCGGUCAGAACGGCACGCCUCCCACCGUGAGGAAGGGUCAGGAUGGACAUAACACGAGAUCGUUACCACGUCACUUUAAAUUGUCAGCCCAUUCACCUGGUGCUGCAUUAGGAUAUUAUGAUUCUAUCAAAGACAAGUUGCUAGUGACUAAAUCAAUAGCCUUGCUAUGCCAACAGCCUUACCUCUUCGCGGCAAAGACGUUCCUCACCAAUCUUUAUAAGUAAGAAAUCUCUCACGAAUCUUUAUAAAUCUCUAAAACGAGCUGACACGUCCUUUUUCUUUUACACAAUUGCGUUUAUGUCAUAUAUUGUAAAGUUAUUCAUGUUAUAGUGUCAAAUAUUUAACGAAAAACUUCAAAUAAUAUUUAAAAAAAUAAUACGAAAUAUUAUAAUAUU
Formica exsecta is the source of this 1084-nucleotide messenger RNA. RefSeq names its product DENN domain-containing protein 5B-like. The record is from RefSeq and is a predicted model, not a curated record. Bases 494 to 913 code for a protein of 139 amino acids. Gene Ontology annotation, molecular function: small GTPase binding; guanyl-nucleotide exchange factor activity. NCBI's taxonomy places the organism in Eukaryota, Metazoa, Arthropoda, Insecta, Hymenoptera, Formicidae. The transcript is spliced from 4 exons.